This is a messenger RNA of Rhipicephalus sanguineus (brown dog tick), 801 nucleotides long. RefSeq lists its product as uncharacterized. Bases 1 to 801 code for a protein of 266 amino acids. The transcript has a single exon. The record is from RefSeq and is a predicted model, not a curated record. Gene Ontology annotation, biological process: DNA integration. Lineage: Eukaryota; Metazoa; Arthropoda; Arachnida; Ixodida; Ixodidae. Gene Ontology annotation, molecular function: nucleic acid binding.
AUGGAUGCUGUCAUCGUACCAAGUACGGCAUCGACGCACUAUAUCGACUACCUCUUGAACCGUUGGAUACCACGAUUCGGCGUUCCUGAAGUGAUCAUUACGGAUCAGGCGAGAGGCUUCGUGAACAAAAAGACGGCUUCUCUUCACAGAAGACUUGGAAUCGAACACAUGAAAACGCCUCCGUAUUGGCCUCAGGCAAAUGGCCUCGUGGAGCGCAUGGUAGCUACAUUGAAGCAAGUUCUGAGAAAGCUUCUCAGCCAGGCACAAAGCUGGGAGCGCAUGCUUGCUGACGCCGUUUUCGCCAUCAACGUGGCAAAGUCGGAGCAAACCGGAUACAGCGCAUUCUGGCUAAUGCACGGCUACCAACCCAAGCUGCCGGGUGAACUCAACAUUGGAGCGAUCCAAAACGAUAUCGAAGAGUCCGAACGAUUGCGUGGACUAGCCGUAGCGCGCAAGGAAGCCAGAGAAAAGUUGAAGGCGAGCCAGCACUACUCGACUCUCCGCUACGAUGCGAGGCGAAAAGUUCCCAAGUUCAACGUUGGCGACAAGGUGCUGUGCGCCAUCGGGGCUCGCCGUUGGACUUUGGACCCCCGCUUCGAGGGACCGUAUGUGAUCGUCGGUUUCCGAGGAAAGAACAUCGCCCUCAUUCGGCGAGCUGCGACGUCGGGAAGCGACGCCGACAGGGCCGUCAACAUCGAACAGCUGCGUGUGUACCAUGAACGAGGUGACGACGCCGCUGAACUUGCGGACACCAGCAUCGGCCUUCAGUUGGGGCGUGGAGCUGAGGACAGCUCCAACUAA